CGUUUUUGUUUUUAAAGUCUUCCGUUAUUAUUUCUUAUGAAAUAAAAAAAAAUUUACUGACAGAGCGUGUGGUUUUAAGACUAUUAUUACUGUCUACAACAAAUCAACAAUACAAAUGUACCUACAGACAAAGUCAGAGACUUAUUAUUGACACAACUACGUGUGUAUAUGUUUGCAUGGCGUUAAAAAGGCAUCCACAAUGAACUCAUCAUGUAGCAUAUACCUCUUUACUCUUACUUGCUUCAAACAUUUAUUAGUAAUUUUAGCUUUCUUUUGGUGACAAUGACAAGUUUACUAAGUUUCUGCUGGUGACUUAAUAAUUGCUUGUUGAAAAUCUUUUUAUAGCACUCUUAACAAAAUUAAGAGCAUACAUGUAUAAUUUUUUUUAUCGUACCAUAUUUCUAGAUUCAGGACUUCUCCACAUAAAAACCUAUGUGUGGCCUGUCGACCGAUCUAAUAUAUCUUCCCGGACCCAUUACCGACCUUUGAGUUGUACUCUUUUCACUAGUUUUCUUCUUGAAAUUGGAACAUGACUCAUGAGUGAUGAGUGUUUGUAUCACUCAAAUGGACCCCGUGCCCUAAAAUCAAUAAAAUUCAUUUGAUGUCACUUUUUGUCGAAGUACUAUCCAAAUGAUUGAUUUUCAUCAGCAGCUAUAAAACGUUCAUUUUGUCUGUAGAACUAUAUAUAUGAUUUUAGACCAAAAAACUAUAUAUAUGAUUUGAUUAUAUGAAGUUGUUUGCAAACGUGGAGAUAUGAUUGCAUCUUUGUCUAUGCAUGAACUUAUCAUGAUAAUGAUCUUUCCUGCUAUAACUUUUUGGUACAAUACUAUGGCAUGCAUCUAUGCUACAUUGUUACUUCAAUAACGUGUUUAAUCUAUACGACAAAGAAGUAAUGAGCGACGUACAAACCAUACUGCGUUUAUUUUCUUGUUAGCAUGCAUGCUAGCUCGGUCCUAAUAUAUCAAGAAUUAUGGCAAAUUUUUACUUAUGAAUUAGAACGUUUCCAAUAUAUUAAUUAAUUUAAAUUAUUUACAAUAGAUUAGCUCUAAAAUGGAACUGAACUUACUCGAGUUUUAUUCUAUUUUUGACCCAAAAAAUGAAAUAAAGAGUAUACUUAUAGUCUAUUUUGCAUACUCAUUAAUAAAAAUAAAAUAUGAUUAAAAAAUAAUUUAUUCUAAAAUAGAGUUUUUAACACUUGGUGAAAAUUUCACUACAAGAAUGCAUGAUAAACAUCCAAACAAGUAAAGUCAUGUAACAUGAAGAAUAUAGACAGUGCGCCAAAGAUCCCGAAACAACAUAACUCCUUUAAAAACAACAAGGGUAAUCUUCGGACCAACUAUAGAGUUUUAAUGUAGAAAACUGAGUGCACAAAAGCAUAUGACUAAACUCUUCUUACUAUGCAAGUCAUAAAUAACUAACUCUUUGGGCUUGUUGUAUAAGACAAUAAAAUAAUUGAUUAAACUAGACUUAAGUAUUACAAGUAUAAAGAGGAUUAGACGUUCAUCAUUAGACUAGUAGACAUUAUAAAGUAAAUUAUAUCGAAAUUCUCAUAAGAAGGAUCCCUAGAGACCAGACAUGCAUGUCCAUAGACAGAUCUUAUUGUAAUAAUUCAUAGGAGUCUUAAUUAUCCAACAUUCAAGGUAGGCUUUAUGACAAAGUAACUAGUACACCGUUACUAGGACUUCCAUGAUGAUUCUAGGAUCUAAUAUUAUUAUCAAUACAGCCAAUGAACACUAUGUGAUGUAAAUGUAUACUUUUUAUUUUUUAAGUUAGCAUAAAGUAUAAACCAAUGAGUGAAUUUUGGAAACAAAAAGGUAAAAAUAUUGGGCUCCUAAGAGAGACAGUCCAGAAAGCUAAAGAGACAUUAACAGAAAACGUAUAGUUAAAGAAAAGAACACUGUCUGCUCCACAAAAACAACAUACACAAAACUCUUCUAGUCUCCUUUAUUUUUUAUUGUUUCCCCAAUUCUCCAUGGUCUGUCAUAUUAAUGUGUCACAGAGACAUUUGAGUUUUCUUAUCAACACAAUGGUCUAAAACUGAUCCCCAAGUCCAUAGUGUAUACUAUAGACCCAGUUCUUAAAUAUUGAUGCAAGAAAGUGAAAGUGAUGUGAUACUCAGUUUCUGUUUACGGCUAGACAAAAAAGUCUCUUGGCUCUUUAUCUCUCCUAAUUAAAGAAUCUGAGCAGUUGAGAAAUUAAAAUCAAAGCCUUAACAUUUUAUCUCCAACACCAUCUGGACACACCUCCCUUGGAUUUCUCCUUUUUUAUGGAAACUGCGAAUCUUACAUGUAAACAAAUAUCAAAACCAUAAUCUUAUAUUUUUUACUAUUACCAAGCUUCAACGAUCUAAACAUAUGAAUUCAGUAUCUAAUCGGGUAACUAUAACAGUUGUUAUCAAAAAUCAAUGUGUGUUCACAUAUAGAAAAUGUUUAAAGCUCAUAGCUAAAAUGGGUAACCCUUUAGCUUCUAGUAUUUAUUUAUAGUAAAGUUAAAUAAAAAAUUGAUUAACUUUAUAUAUUAUAAUAAAAUCUACGCAAUCGCAUCACCUACUAGUCUCUUGUUGUUUACUAAGCAGAUAGAUAUAUAGAAAGAGAGAGAGAGAGAGAGAGAGAGACAUGAAGAGCACUCUCAAGAGAGAAUAGAAGAAUCAUGGAGUUACAGUUGUAGGUGUGAGGUUACAACUUCAAGGUCUCGUCAAUGGAGAUUUGUAACUCUUAUUCCUCAUCCUCUGUCGACAGUACUAAGCAUUCAGCUUCUGAAUCUUCUGUUAAUCUCUCCCUUAGUCUCACAUUUCCCUCUACUUCUCCACAAAGAGCGACAAAACAAGAUUGGCCCCCUAUAAAACCUCGUUUAAUAGAUACACUAAAGGGUCGUCGUCGUCUUCUUCAACGCGAUUACGACACAUGUCUGUUUGUUAAGGUUUAUAUGGAAGGUGUUCCCAUUGGGAGAAAGCUCGAUCUUUCCACAUUCUCAGGCUACGAGAGUCUAUUAGAAAAUCUGUCUCACAUGUUCAAUACUUCAAUUAUCUGCGGUAAUCAUCGAGAUAGAAAACACCAUGUUUUGACAUAUCAAGACACAGAUGGAGAUUGGAUGAUGGUCGGAGAUAUUCCAUGGGAAAUGUUUCUUGAAACCGUGAGAAGACUGAAGAUCACGAAACCAGAGAGGUGUUAAGACUUGGAUCGUUCGGUAGAAUUAGGCAUUGGUGAAGAGUUUUCAUACGGGAUAGAGUUUUGGCUGCAUAUCAGCAACAAAGGCCUUAAAUAACUUGGAUGAUUGAUGCAUAUUUUUAUUUGACACCUUUGAGUGUUUUUUAUAUAAAUAAACCACAAUGUCCGAAGAGUUCUUUUUUUUGUUGGUCUGAACAAUAAAAAUAAUAACAAUAAUGUCAAAUUACAUUUUCACCUGUUUGUAAUCGUGUUCCUUUGGAUGUGUACCAGUACAUGACAUGAAGAAAACACGAAUGUUGUUGGGGGGCACUCUUUGAAAUGUGCCGGCUCGUCAUUCUUGUUGAUUUCAAUUUACACCGAUUUGCAAUUUUAAUGACAGCCUGUUUCAAGUCCAAUAUAUGCUGACAAGAAAGCCCGUGUAGAGCCCAAAUGUAACAUAACAUACAUAGUAAGGCUUGGAUACGAGGACAUGUAAUAGAAGACAAUAUCUAUUCAGGUUCAUUCUGCUUUAUUUGUCCUGUUUGCUCUUUUACUUGUCAUAGAAUGAUUAAUCGAGCUAUAAGUUUAGCAUUUAUGCUUACAUUCCAAGACAAUUGUGUCAGAUUUUGAGUGAUCGAAUAUGAGGUUUUUACUAAGUUCUCUUCAGCUAGUCACACGUUCAACUAGCUUAUCAUUGGAUGAGAUUUUUGAACUACAAGAUUCUGACUUUACAUGCCAAAUUAAAAUUAAAAAGUGAUGACAAAUUCCUUUCAAACAAAUCUUGUCCAUGAUCUUGACAGCAAAAGGAAAGAAUUGGAUGUUUAUGAACCAGUGGUUGAUCUGCUAGCAUAUGAGGAAAUUGAUGUGCUUGAAGCCAAAGAAAGAAGGUAUGCAAAGUAAAAGUUUCCGUGUCCAUGUCGUAUAUGUGAAUUGUUGUUGUACUAUGCUUAACUGGAGUUUAUGAUCUUAUUAGGAAAAAAAAAUCUUCAAUUAUAGAAUCUUUGGAUUCUUACAACAUAUUAAAAAAACAAAUACAGUUUAUGAUAUAAAACACCUAUUAUAAUCAAUGCGAAAAAAAAACAGAAGAUAAAA
Molecule: messenger RNA, 4238 nt
Organism: Brassica rapa (field mustard)
Lineage: Eukaryota; Viridiplantae; Streptophyta; Magnoliopsida; Brassicales; Brassicaceae
Product: auxin-responsive protein IAA31
Biological process (GO): regulation of DNA-templated transcription
Cellular component (GO): nucleus
Source: RefSeq, a predicted model, not a curated record